AUGGUCUACUGCGGCAAAGCCUCUCAGGGCUGUCAAAACUGCCGAACCCGUCGCAUUAAGUGCGAUAAAGUGAAACCCGAAUGUUCACAAUGCAUCCGCGUGGGCAAGAAAUGCCCCGGGUAUCGAGACCAACUUUCGCUCAUGUUCCGCGAUGAAAGCACCAAGGUCAUCAAAAAAGCACACGCUCAGUGGGGAGUUACCGAUGGUGCUGAGAAUGGUGCUGAGCGCGCAUCGGCCUCGACAGCUCCGUCACCGCCUGCUUCUUCGCCCUCUUACAGCCGGAAGGGCUCGCCGAACAGCAAGAGGUCUGCAUCAAGAUCAGGAGCCGCGAACGUACCUUCGCCAGCCUCGAGCUCGGCAUCCUUUUCCGCCUCGCCUUCGUCAACGUACCGUUCUGCGGGCUCUUCAUCACCACCAACGCUCCCGGCUGUCAAGGAAGAACACAACCGCGAGUCCAGCCCUCCGACACUCCAGAUAGGAUCUACCCUCGAGGAACAGGGCGUGCAGUUCUACGUCAACAGGUAUUUGAUAGGGCAUCCUGAUGAACCCAAAAACGGCCAAGACUUGAACACAGAGGGUUGGAUAUGGCAUCCAGCAGUACAGGACGUCAUGUGCGCCGUAGGCCUUGCUGGCCUGCACAACCUGACUGGCAAUGCCAAAAUGAUGUCGACUGCGCGAGAGAAGUAUGGUUCAGCACUACGACAUACCGGGAAGCUGAUCCGGCCUCCCCAUACACCGAGCAUAGAUGUGACAAUGAGGGCCGUGGUGGCCCUCGCCAUGUUUGAGUUCAUACCUCUACACGUUGCUGGCAUGCCCAUGCCACCGGACUUUUACGACUGGGUUUCUUAUGGUUCGCAACUCCAGCUGCCCAUAGACCGACCGUCGACCGACCUAGCGGUUCUGAUCGCUCGAUUUGUCGAAACCUCGUCAAUUAUUCACAAUCAUGUCAUCAGCGACGGAAAACCAAAGACGGCCAGCGUUAUUCAGCAGCUUCUGGAUCUUGAUCAAGAUUUGGCCUCGUGGGAGAAUGGACUGGAAGGAGAUUGGAUAUACCGCACCAUUCACGCCACCCAUCUCCCUCCUCAGGCAGUGUUCCAGUGCGAAUACCACAAAUACCACGACGUCUGGACUGCUCGAAUCUGGAAUUACUACCGAUGGUGCCGGAUUCUGGUCAACCAGAAUUUGCUGGAUCUGACCAAUAAGAAUCCUGUGUCCAGUUUGUCGCUGGUAUCAGCGGCUGCGCGGGACGAGUUUCUGAACGUGAUCCGACAUUUGGCGAGGGAUAUACUUAUUAGUGCACCAACACAUUGGCGACACCCGGCCCUAGACGGACCGGCUCAGAUAACAGUGGAAAGUCCCGGCGGAGGAGGAGCUGGAUCAGCAGGACUACCGGCAUUGCUAUUCCACCUCAAAGUGGCGGGUUGCGCUCCUGGAGUGCCCAAAGAUUACUGGGAAUGGGCGUUGGGAAUCAUCCAAACAAUUUGGGGCGACAUGGGAAUGUUGCACGCACGAUCGAUGAUGGAAGCCAUGCGAGCGCAUGAAGACACGGUGCUGAGAACUGCCCCCGUCCUCCUACCUCACCCAACCAAAGGCGACCCGACGACGACAUUCAACGGCUACGAUAAGGCCCAGGGCGCGACGCAUCGCAAUUAUUUCAUCAACCAUCAUAUCGCCUGCUAUCCGAUGAGACACGACGAGCAGACGAUCAAGGUCGCAUCGAAGAAGGACCCCAAGAAUAAGCCCGACGGCCCUAUUAAGCUCAAGAAACCCGCUCCCAAGUACAAUAAGCCUGGAAAUUGGAGGGAAGGAAGCAUUGUGGAAGAAGACAAGAAAUCAAAGAAGGAUGAUUCCGCAUCGAUAUCUGUCGCUUCUCCCGGACCCGUCGUUAAUCCCCUCGAUGAUAUCGCGCGCGAAGCCUUUGCGACUGGCCGGCCGCUGGAGGACACGCCCGACCUACAACAAUGCAAGCAUUGCAAGAAGAGCAUCCUUAAAACAGCCGCCAAGGCCCACAUCGCCGCGUGUCUCAAGCUGAAGAAGGAGAAGGCCCAGAGGAAAAAGGAGGCGAGAGAGGCCCGCGAGCGCGCCAAGGAAGCUGCACGUGAAGAGGAAGCCAGGAAGGCAGACGAAGAUCCCGAUGGCAAAGGCGAUGAUGACAGCGACGGCGAUGAAGACGGCGGCGACGGCAAAAAGGCUACCGGCAACAAAACUGCAAAGAAGACGGGAGGUAAGAAAACCGACGGUGAUACCGGCAAGGGCAAGAAGCGCAAAGCAGACGGAGACGCGGAGAAAGGGCCUAAGCAGAAAAAGAAGAAGGAAGAACCGAAGCCGAAGGCCCCCAAGCCAAAAGGUCCCGUGGAUGUCGAACGCCAGUGUGGUGUUCUGUUGCCCAACGGGCAGCCUUGCGCCAGAUCUCUUACGUGCAAGAGCCAUAGCAUGGGCGCAAAACGUGCCGUUGCGGGCAGAUCUCUUCCCUACGACAUGCUUCUGGCGGCGUACCAGAAGAAGAACCAGGCCAAACAGCAGAAGGCUGCUCUCGACGCCAAUGCCCCACUAGAGGACGAAGAUGAAGCCAACGCCGGGCCGGUUGACUCGGAUGAAGAGACGGCUGCUGUCAUGAGUGCGCUGGCGCACUGGAAUCCGCAACCUGUGGUGCCGCAGCCAGUCCUCAUUCCAAUUAAGAGGCAGUACCAGCUAGCUCGACUUCACGAGCAGCUACAAAUGGCGACGAACGGUGGAAGAACAAACAUAUUUAAAGUCAACGGUUUUGGGGCGCAGAGGCUUCCCCAAGGUCAUCCAGGACUCAACGACACGGAGGACGCGCCUGGCGAGCUUGACGACGUGAACUUUGGAGGCGCCCGCAGGUCUUCCAGCUUCAGCAUGCAAAGCCAUCCUCAACGACGGCCGUCUGUAACAAGCAGAGGAUAG
Molecule: messenger RNA, 2925 nt
Organism: Colletotrichum lupini
Lineage: Eukaryota; Fungi; Ascomycota; Sordariomycetes; Glomerellales; Glomerellaceae
Exons: 8
Coding region: 1-2925 (974 amino acids)
Biological process (GO): regulatory ncRNA-mediated heterochromatin formation; RITS complex assembly; regulation of transcription by RNA polymerase II
Cellular component (GO): SAGA complex
Molecular function (GO): zinc ion binding; DNA-binding transcription factor activity, RNA polymerase II-specific
Source: RefSeq, a predicted model, not a curated record